AGACGAGAAGAGUGCGACAGAACUUGAAAGAAGUUCCCUCCUGUCCCUUGCUUUUUGAGGACGCUACUACCAGAGGAAUUCGGGACACCAGUUGCGGGGUACACGUAAUUACGCACGAGAUAAAACCAUUUUGUCCACGCAUUACGGCUAUAACUUCACAAGCUGUCGACUAUUUUGUUUCUAUUCGCUAAAAAGGUCAGUACAAUAGUUUGAAAAGACUACCCAUUAAGUAAUUGUUAUUAGCUUUAACGUGGAGAUUUUGACUAAAGAUUGAAUUCCUAAAAACCAAAUGACGGCCGAGGUCCAGCAGCCCUCAGUGCAGACUCCUGCCCAAAGCAGUCCGAUGUCUGCUCCGGAAAAGCCGCACAGUCAGACGUCAGUGAUGGAGACGGCCUCCUCUACGACCAAAACCAAGAAGACAAACGCUGGUAUUCGUCGCCCUGAGAAGCCGCCGUAUUCUUACAUAGCCCUGAUCGUCAUGGCCAUCCAGAGUUCCCCUACAAAACGUCUGACUUUGAGUGAGAUUUACCAGUUUCUUCAGAGCCGCUUUCCUUUUUUCAGGGGCUCUUAUCAAGGAUGGAAGAACUCCGUGCGUCACAACUUGUCCCUGAACGAGUGCUUUAUUAAAUUGCCAAAGGGUCUUGGUCGACCAGGGAAGGGCCAUUACUGGACUAUCGAUCCGGCCAGUGAGUUCAUGUUCGAGGAGGGAUCUUUCCGCAGAAGACCAAGGGGUUUCAGGCGUAAGUGUCAAGCGUUGAAGCCGUCAAUGUAUAGCAUGAUGAACGGACUUGGAUUCAACCAUCUACCAGAGUCGUAUAACUUCCAGGGGAGCGGGGGAGGACUGUCCUGUCCUCCAAACAGUUUAUCUUUAGAGAGUGGAAUUGGAAUGAUGAAUGGACAUUUGGCGGGCAACAUGGAGGGAAUAGGGUUGGCAGGGCAUUCGAUGUCACAUUUGUCGGCCAACGGUGGACAUUCCUACAUGGGAAGUUGCACAGGGUCCACCGGGAACGAGUACCCACACCACGACAAUUCUGCCUCUCCCCUGCUGACCAGUGGAGGAGUCAUGGAGCCUCAUCCGGUCUACUCAAGCACACCAUCCGCAUGGGCUCCUGCGCCCUCGUCCUCGCUGAAUAACGGGGCCUCUUACAUCAAGCAGCAGCCACUGUCUCCAUGCAACCCCGGAGCGAAUCCACUGCAGCCAAGCUUGCCAACGCAUUCUCUUGACCAGUCAUAUCUGCACCAGAACGGACACAGCACAACCGACUUACAAGGUAUCCCUCGGUAUCAUUCCCAGUCUCCAAGCAUGUGCGACAGGAAGGAAUUCGUCUUCUCCUUCAAUGCGAUGACGUCGUCAACGAUGCAUUCACCGAGCAGCGGGUCUUAUUAUCACCAUGCACAACAAGUCGCAUAUCAGGACAUCAAGCCGUGCGUGAUGUGAAGGCAGUAUCUUGAAUUAAAAGACAAGACUGACAAAGAGCCACUAAACCUAGUAUGCAGCUGUAGGGGAGCAAGGGAAACGCUCAGUCGCAGCCCCAUAACAACGUGGCCUAGAGCAGAUGGCUUUUCAUGACUGCGAAGAUUACCAAGAAGCAAACUCCAGUCACUGAUUUCAGUGAGCAGUGGAUCCAGUCGCAGAACCACGACUUCAGUGACCGUUAUUGCGGUGGGAAAUUACCAGAAAGGUGCAUUGACUUGAUUUCAAUUUCCCGAGUUGCCAGCGUACCACUACCAAAGGUAACGCCGCAAACAACCUCCAUAAUUCCAGUGCAUCUCAACCCCUGCAGCCGCUCGGUACUAUAAUUCUGCUGGCGGAUAACUACCACUUGACAAUUUGUAUUUUUCUUCAAACUCAUUUGUAUUUUUAGACAAAAAUGAUUCUCUAUUAUACUUUACACUCGGGUUUUUAAUUGCAACACUAUUUUAUGACUUCAUCUAUUUUUAAUCAGAAAUGAAACUGAGGGGAAAUGAAGGCACUUUUAAAUACCAAAGCGCAACUCAUUUUAUUUAUUCUGUGCAUAUUUUAAUUGUAAAAAAUAUCGCCACAUAUUGAAUGCUUUAUUGGCAAUAUUUGCCCAGAGAAUUUUUUACUGAGGUUCAACAGAUAAUGGAGAAUAAAUGUAAGCACUGUUAGUUAUUACUUGUCUUUAUUUUGGUGUAUAUAUACAUACUGACACCCGUCUUACUUUUCCCAGCACUAUAAAUUGUACAUGAUGUAAUAUCGUUGAGUGGACUUUUUGUCUACUUUCAUUGCUUUAGAUUAGGCUAGUAUGUAUUUUAACUACUCACGAUUUGUAUAGAAUUAAACGUAUUGGCAUGAAGUUUGUUCAACUUUUGAAAACGUCUAUAAAAUUGUUUUCCCUUUCAAA
Messenger RNA from Alosa alosa (allis shad), 2366 nucleotides. It is a transcript of the gene foxf1, whose product is annotated as forkhead box F1. NCBI's taxonomy places the organism in Eukaryota, Metazoa, Chordata, Actinopteri, Clupeiformes, Clupeidae. The record is from RefSeq and is a predicted model, not a curated record. Bases 290 to 1438 code for a protein of 382 amino acids. Gene Ontology annotation, biological process: regulation of transcription by RNA polymerase II; animal organ morphogenesis. Gene Ontology annotation, cellular component: nucleus. Gene Ontology annotation, molecular function: DNA-binding transcription factor activity, RNA polymerase II-specific; RNA polymerase II cis-regulatory region sequence-specific DNA binding. The transcript is spliced from 2 exons.